Messenger RNA from Vicia villosa (hairy vetch), 576 nucleotides. RefSeq names its product pheromone-processing carboxypeptidase KEX1-like. Lineage: Eukaryota; Viridiplantae; Streptophyta; Magnoliopsida; Fabales; Fabaceae. The transcript has 2 exons. Bases 1 to 576 code for a protein of 191 amino acids. The record is from RefSeq and is a predicted model, not a curated record.
AUGGCUGGAAAUGAGGAAAGUGAUACAGAGGCUUUUGAAGCCGUUUUUGGAAAGGAGCGUCCUGGAAGGGUAUGUUGUUAUGGGAGAAACAUAACUAAAACUUCCUUAAAGCGAAAGUCGGAGAUCAAUGCUUUGAAAAAAGCACACAAUGAAGAGGUCUCUACAUUGAGGAACGAUUUUGAAGAUAAGAUUGGUAGAUUACAAAAUGCUUUUAAGACAUUAAUGCAACAUUGCAAUCCUCAAAUUAAUAUGGAGUCAAUAGAAGAUUUGUUAGGAUUAUCCCAUGGAGAUGCUAAUAGUGAUCCAAAAGAGAGUGGCCCACAAAUGCAUUCAUCUACAUCGGCUCAUGCUCCAUGUAUUCUAAAGCGGCAAAGUAUCACUGAAGAUGAUGAUGAGGACAACGGCGCAAGUGAUGAAAUUCAUGAGGACGACUUAAAUGAUGAGGAUGAAAUAAGUGAUGAAUUUCAAGAAGACGACAUAAGUGAUGACGACAUAGGUGAUGACCUUCAAGAUGACGAUUUAAGUGAUGAAGAAGAGGAUGAUGUAGAUGACAACGAGUUGGACAAAUUUAAAUGA